Molecule: messenger RNA, 1524 nt
Organism: Durusdinium trenchii
Lineage: Eukaryota; Dinophyceae; Suessiales; Symbiodiniaceae
Source: the annotation of a GenBank genome assembly
AGGAUCACCAGGACAACGGAGGCGCGGCGACCGGGCCCCAGGGCGAGAUCCGGCGGGCGGAGCUCUGGUCGCGGUGAUCUGGGCCGUUUCGGCAUGGCUCCAAGGAGGGGAGAGACGAGGGGCGCUACGGCUUUGCUCUUGGGAGCCUCAAACGGCCACGUGGACGUGGUCCGCGAACUCUUGGCCGCCGGCUGCGCCAAGGAAAUCAAAUUAGGUGAAGGUGCUACAGCUUUGAACCUGGCAUUUCAACAUGGCCAUGUGGAAUUGGCGAAUGAGCUGUUGGCCACAAGCUCCACCAAGGACUGCUCGGGUGAUGAUGGUCCCACCUCGGCGAAAACGGGCUGGACGGCAGUGAUGACUGCAGCGCGAGACGGUCAGCGCGAAGCGCUGCACCAGCUGUUGGCUGCUGGUGCUGACAAGGACGGCCAGACAGACGAGGGCUGGACGGCUUUCAUGAUCGCGGCUUUAAAUGGCAAGUUGGAUAUAAUUCGAGAAUUGCUGGCGGCAGAUGCCAGCAAGGAGAGCCAAAGUGAUACCGGCUUGACUGUUCUGAUGAUUGCUGCCCAUGGCGGCCAUCUCGAAAUGGUGCAUGAAUUGCUGGCUGCUGGUGCCAGCCAGGACUGUCAGGACAACUUGGGUGUCACAGCUUUGAUCUGGGCUGCCCUGAGUGGUCAGUGCAAAGUGGUGCAUGCACUGCUGGCUGCUGGUGCAAAUAAGGACCACCAACAAAAGAGCGGCAACACGGCUCUAAUUUGGGCAGCAUCCAAUGGCCAUGUGGAAGUGGUGCGAGAAUUGCUGAGUGCAGGUGCAAGCAAGGACCUCAAAACCAAUGAUGGUCAAACGGCCCUUCAGCAUGCGCAGGGCCGCGGGCACCACGAGGUCAUCAAGAUCCUCGAGGCCCCUCCAGAAGAGGAACACGAAGAUGAUACUGGUCUUGAGAUGGCGCGAUUGGAACCUCAAGAAGGAGCUGAACAGGGAACUUUUUCAGCUUUGCAAGUGGAGGUCCAACUGCCUCAUUGGUUGACCUCUGAUGCAUUCUGCCAGGCGCCGCAACCAGCAUCUUCUGGGCUCGACAACGGUUCCAGCAUCAUCGAGGACCACGGAGACGAUGAUAUUGUUCCGAGCCCGCCAGGAGCUGAACAGGGAGCUUUGUCAGCUUUGCAAGUGGAGGAAGGGAAUGGCACCGCUCCGCGAGGCUCAGGAGCUCAGGGCUCAGCUUGGUCAAAUUUGCCAUUGGAGGACCAUCAAGACGAUGGCGCUGCUCCCAGACCGCGAAGACGGUCAGCAGGAGCUGAGGGAGCUUCUUCCCAUUUGCAACCUGUGGAGGCGCUUGAGUCCGCGCCGCCACUGGAGAGCAUGGCUGGCAUGAUCCCCAAGGAUGGCCGCCAAGGAAGUCCGAGGGGGCUUCAGAUCGCUGCCGCUUAUGGCCAGGAGCGACAAACUUGGCGGAACGGCUUCCUUUGUUGCCCAUGUGCUCGGUUGGACACUAAAUGACUCCAUUUCGGCAGCACUGGACACUUGCAU